Messenger RNA from Ichthyophthirius multifiliis, 1194 nucleotides. Its product is annotated as kazal-type serine protease inhibitor domain protein. Gene Ontology annotation, molecular function: protein binding. The annotation marks the transcript as partial. The record is from RefSeq and is a predicted model, not a curated record. The transcript has a single exon. Lineage: Eukaryota; Ciliophora; Oligohymenophorea; Hymenostomatida.
AUAUUUAAAAAAUAAAUAAUGUAAAAAAAACGUUUUAUCUUAACAACUUUUGUAUUUUUGUUAUAUAUUGUUCCAUUUAUGAAAUGUGAUUAUUAAGAAUUAAAUAAGUGGAUUCCAUGUACUCCAAAUGAAAGAAAAUUAAAAUUUUGUACAAUGAUAUAUUUUCCAGUAUGUGGCAAGUUGUCAUAAACUGAAACUAAAACUUAUGGAAAUCGUUGUUCAGCCUGUACUGAUCCUUUAGUAUCUGAAGUAAUACUAGGUUAAUGCAAAAAUGAUUAAUAAAAAAGGGUUUAAAGUUAAUGCUUAGAAUAAGAAAAAUUAACAUAAACUUGCCCAUAAAAUGAAGCACCAGUAUGCGCUAUAUUUGAAGAUUUUGAAAGUAGAAAUUUCAAAAAUAGAUGUCAAGCUUGUUAAUAAAAAGGAAUAUUAUAAAUAGAAGAUGGCGAAUGUAUGGUUAUGAAAGAAAAAGACGAAUAAUCAUUCAAUCAUUAUUGUGAUUAGAGAGAAAAAGAAAACAUUAUAUGCAGCUUGGAUUAUGAACCAGUAUGUGGAAUUAAAAAUAUAGAAUUAUAUAAAUAAUAAUAGAGAACUUAAUUUACAAAUAAAUGUUUUGCAUGCUCAUAAGGAAAUUUCGAUUUUUUAUUAGAAGGAGAAUGUUAGAAAUAUCCUUAAACAGUAUAUUUAUGUUAACCGGGAGGUUAUAAUUUUAUUAAGAAUUGUUCUUAAGAAAAGGAAGAUGUAGUUUGCGCAUUAAAUCUUAAUGGAUAAAUGGUUGACUUUAAAAAUAUGUGCUCUGCUUGUAAGGAUUAUGAAAUUGUUUGGGGUAAAUAAGGAGACUGUAAUAAAUGAGAAAUAAUAUAUUUUUUAUUUAAUUAUUAAAACAAAAACAAGUAAUUUAUUAAUUUUUUGUUUUUUUGUUUUUUUUUUCAUCACUUUUAUAAUAAUUUUGGGAAAAAAAAAAAUUAUUCGUUAUUCCCCAAUUUUAUAUAUGAAAAAUUAAAUCAAAAGUAAGUUUAAAAAUAUUAUCAAUUAUUAUUGGUAUAAGCAUUUUUAAUAAAUCAGAAGAUACUUCAAUACAAGGACUAUUAUUAAUGUCAAUUAACCAAAGUAUUAAAUUUCUCAUUCAAUAAAAAAAUUAUAUCUGAAAAUCUCAAAAUAAUAUUUCUAUAAUAAAUAACUUUUUUAAUUGGAAAA